Messenger RNA from Gadus morhua (Atlantic cod), 1134 nucleotides. RefSeq names its product prolactin (gene prl). Gene Ontology annotation, biological process: positive regulation of cell population proliferation; positive regulation of receptor signaling pathway via JAK-STAT; response to nutrient levels. Gene Ontology annotation, cellular component: extracellular region. Gene Ontology annotation, molecular function: hormone activity. Lineage: Eukaryota; Metazoa; Chordata; Actinopteri; Gadiformes; Gadidae. Bases 349 to 987 code for a protein of 212 amino acids. The transcript is spliced from 5 exons. The record is from RefSeq and is a predicted model, not a curated record.
ACACACACACACACACACACACACACACCACACACACACACACCCCACACACACACACACAACACACACACACACACACUCAUUGGAUGACACUUUGGAACUCUGAUUGUGGUUCAACCUGAUCCACAAAGGCACAUCUCGGUCCAUGUUUCUCAUUAUGGUACUUGAACAAACGACUUAGACUGAGAAACAAUUAGUGCGUCCUUCCCCACAGCGCUGCAUAAACACAUGAGCGUAGCCCGUAUAUAAAGCAGGGGAGAAGAUGGGGAUGGACAGACUCACAGAGGACCAAGAAGAACCUGCAGAGACCAAGAAAAGGAAGAAGACGAAGAAGAAGAAAAAGAAGAGAUGGCGGACAGAAGAUCACAAGGAACCAGUGUCUGCCUUACAGUGCUGAGCAUCAUGGCCGCCUGCCAGGCCGUCCCGGUCAGCGACCUCCUGGACAGGGCGUCCCAACGCUCUGACACCCUGCACUCCAUCAGCACCUCGCUCACCCGACACAUGGACAGUCACCUGCCCUCCGUGGGACGUCUGCUGAUCCCCCGCCCCAACAUGUGCCACACCUCGUCCCUACAGACGCCCAACGACAAGGAGCAGACUCUGAGUGUGAGCGAGGCGGAGCUGAUGUCCCUGGCCCGCUCGCUGCUCCAGGCCUGGGUCCGACCGCUGCUGAUCCUGUCCCAGGAGUCGGGCUCGCUGCCCGCCGCCGCCCAGGGCCUGGUGUCCACCCGGCUGCUGGAGCUGCUGGACCACGCCUCCAGCCUGCAGGACGGCCUGGACGUCCUCUCCAGCAAGAUGGGCCCCGCCUCCCAGUACCUGUCCUACCUGCCCUACAACGGGGGCCCAGACCUGGGCGAGGACAACCCCACCAAGCUGGUCAACUUCCACUUCCUGCUGUCCUGCUUCCGCCGCGACUCCCACAAGAUCGACAGCUUCCUGAAGGUUCUGCGCUGCAGGGCGGCCAAGUCCAGACCCGAGUCCUGCUAGGCUAGGCCAACGAAUGACCGUCGCUGGAAUGAUGGACAGAUGAACCGGCGGAAACUGGCUGCACUUUAGUCUUACUCUUACACUCACUCCCUUCAUGUGAUGGGAACCAAACACCUUGUGCCUGUUACUGCUUGAAUUUCAAUAAAU